Molecule: messenger RNA, 1722 nt
Organism: Dichomitus squalens LYAD-421 SS1
Lineage: Eukaryota; Fungi; Basidiomycota; Agaricomycetes; Polyporales; Polyporaceae
Exons: 9
Coding region: 1-1722 (573 amino acids)
Biological process (GO): malate metabolic process; pyruvate metabolic process
Cellular component (GO): mitochondrion
Molecular function (GO): malate dehydrogenase (decarboxylating) (NAD+) activity; NAD binding
Source: RefSeq, a predicted model, not a curated record
AUGUCUUACGCUCCUGAAAUCAAGAUCCAGCACCGAAUCGCCCUACGGGGGGACACGAUCCUGACCAGUCCUCGAUGGAACAAGGGCACCGCGUUCACAAUCGAGGAACGCAAGGCAUUCGGACUCACAGGACGCCUGCCAUUCAGGGUGAACACGCUCGAGGAGCAAUGUGACAGAGCCUACCAACAGUACUUGUCUCGUGAGGCGCCGCUGCGGAAGAAUACGUUCCUGCAGAGCUUGAAGGAGCAGAAUUGGGUGCUGUAUUACGCGCUGCUCUCGCGACAUUUGCAGGAGAUGACGCCGAUCAUCUAUACGCCGACUGAGGCAGAGGCAAUAUCAAACUACUCUCACCUGUUCCGUAGGAGCGAAGGUGUUUUCCUCACAUACCCUCUUCGCGAAUCCUUGGAAGAAGACUUCCUAGCCGAGACGAAGGGCCGUCAGAUUGACUUGAUUGUUGUCUCGGAUGCAGAGCAGAUAUUGGGCAUCGGUGAUCAAGGUGUAGGGAUCGCCACGGCGAAAAGCGCUAUAUACACUCUCGUUGGAGGAGUAGAUCCAGCGAAGGCCCUUGCCGUCACCCUUGACGUAGGGACGAAUAACAAGGAUCUCUUAGAGGACAGGCUAUAUGUAGGCUGGCCUCAUGAGCGGAUUCGUGGCCAGGAAUAUGAUAACUUCAUCGACAGAUUCGUGCAACUCGUCCGAAAACACCACCCACACUGCCUGCUUCAUUUCGAAGAUUUCGGGGUGACAAACGCGAAGCGGCUACUUGACAAAUACCGCGACACGCAUGCGGUGUUCAACGACGACGUACAAGGAACCGGUGCAGUCACGCUUUCGUGCAUCAUGUCCGCCGUGGGUGUGACGAAGUCCAGGCUCGCCGACCAGCGUUAUGUCAUCUACGGCGCGGGCUCUGCAGGACUCGGCAUCGCGCGCCAGCUCCGAGACGGCAUCGUGGACAUCGACGGCGUGGACAAAGACACCGCAAACAAGCAGUUCUACCUCCUCGACAAGCACGGGCUCCUCAAAGAGUCCCUCGGUCCCGAGAACAUCCGCGACGGCCUCCGCGAAUUCGUUCGCCCUGACGCCGAGUGGGCCGACGUCCCCAUCUCCAACCCGAACGGGGAAGUCGGUCUGCUCGAGGUCGUGAAGAGGGUCAAGCCCACGGUGCUCAUCGGGUGCUCGACGCAGGGCGGGGCGUUCACCGAAGACAUCGUGCGCGAGAUGGCGAAGGGGACCGAGCGGCCGAUCAUCCUUCCGUUGUCGAACCCGAGCAGGCUGCACGAGGUCGCACCACAGGACGCGAACGAUUGGACGGACGGGAAGGCGCUCCUCGCCACGGGAAGCCCGUUCCCGCCCUGCAGGCAGCCGAACGGCAAGGACUACGUUGUCGCAGAAUGCAACAACGCGCUCAUCUACCCAGGGCUCGGGCUCGGAGCGAUACUCUCCAAGGCGCGCACGCUGACGGACAGUAUGAUCAUCGCGGGCGCGCGCCGGCUCGCAUCGCUCUCGCCCGCGCUCAAGGACCCGGACGAUGCGCUCCUGCCCAAUUUCGAGGAUGCCCCGAGCGUGAACUACGAGGUCGCGAUUGCAGUUGUCGAGCAGGCGAUCGCGGAGGGGAACGCGGGCGUCGAGUGGGGCAAGGAUGAGGUGAGGGACAGGGUCGCGGAGGCGCGCUGGAAGCCGGUGUACGGCGAGUACGUCUAUGAUCCGGAAGGAGAGACGUGA